This is a messenger RNA of Tricharina praecox, 1746 nucleotides long. Its product is annotated as isocitrate lyase. Lineage: Eukaryota; Fungi; Ascomycota; Pezizomycetes; Pezizales; Pyronemataceae. Gene Ontology annotation, cellular component: mitochondrial matrix. The transcript has 4 exons. Gene Ontology annotation, molecular function: isocitrate lyase activity; methylisocitrate lyase activity. Bases 1 to 1746 code for a protein of 581 amino acids. The record is from RefSeq and is a predicted model, not a curated record.
AUGCUCCGCCAGCUCCCGCGAGUCCGCGUCCCGCAGCUCCCGCGCAUCCUCUCCACGACCUCGCAUGCACAAUCGGCGUUCACGGUCGUCACCACACGCAUGUCCUCCACUGCCCUACACGUCGCUCCCACACCGGAACAGGAGGAUGCGCUGUUGCGGAGCGAGAUUGAGGCCAUCGAGGAGUGGUGGAAGAGUCCGCGGUGGAAGGGGAUAAAGCGACCCUACAGUGCGCGGGAGGUCGCGACAAAGCGCGGCACCCUGAAGCAGGAUUAUCCCAGCUCAACCAUGGCGAGGAAGUUGUACAGUCUGCUGGAAACGAGGGCGAAGGAGGGGUUGCCGGUGCACACGAUGGGUGCUAUCGAUCCCGUGCAGAUGACGCAGCAGGCGGAGAACCAGGAGGUCCUGUAUGUCAGCGGAUGGGCAGCUUCGAGUAUCUUGACCACUACCAAUGAGGUCUCGCCGGACUUGGGAGACUAUCCGUACAACACGGUGCCGAAUCAGGUGCAGCGAUUGUUCAAGGCCCAGCAGUUGCACGAUAAGCGGCAUUGGGAUCAGAGAAUAGCCCUGUCGCUCGAGGACAAGAAGAAGACACCGUACAUCGACUACCUCCGGCCCAUCAUUGCCGAUGCGGAUACUGGACACGGUGGACUUUCGGCGGUGAUGAAGCUCGCCAAACUCUUCGCCGAGAACGGCGCUGCGGCAAUCCACAUGGAGGACCAGAUGCACGGCGGCAAGAAAUGCGGGCACUUGUCCGGCAAGGUCCUCGUCCCCACGGGCGAGCACAUCAACCGCCUGAUCGCCACCCGCUUCCAAUGGGACCUGAUGGGCACCGAGAACCUCCUCAUCGCCCGCACCGACUCGGAGACCGGCAAGCUCAUCAGCAGCUCCGUCGAUGCCCGCGAUCAGCAAUACAUCCUCGGAGUGACUGAGGACGUCAAGCCCCUCAGCGAAGUCCUCUACGAGAUGGAGCGGUCCGGCGUCAGCGGCGAGAAGAUCGCCGAGGUGGAAGCCGAGUGGGUAUCCAAGCACAAGCUGGUGACCUUCGACGAAGCGGUAGUCGAAGCCCUUCAGGCCUCCUCCGCGCCGCAAUCCAAAAUCGACGAGUACCUCACCAACGCCAGCACACGCAGCAACAGCGAUGCGCGAGCCGCCGCCAAAUCCGCCCUCGGCCGCGACAUCUUCUUCUCGUGGGACGUGCCGCGCACGCGCGAAGGCUACUACCACUUCAAAGCGGGCAUGGCGGCGGCCACCAAGCGCGCGCAGGCCUUCGCGCCCUACGCCGACCUUCUCUGGCUCGAGACCAAAAAGCCGUCGAUCGCGCAGGCGCGCAGCUUCGCGCGCGAGAUCCGCGCCCCCGGCUCCCCCGGCGAAGGGAAGUGGCUCGUCUACAACCUCUCGCCCAGCUUCAACUGGCUCAACGAGGGCUUCGACGAGGCCGGGCUGAAGAGCUUCGUCUGGGACAUGGCGAAGGAGGGGUUCGUGCUGCAGCUAAUCUCGCUCGCCGGACUGCACUCGGGCGCUGCCGCCACGUGCGAGCUCUCCCGCAGGUUCAAGACAGACGGAAUGCUCGCGUAUGUAGAGCUCGUCCAGAAGAAGGAGAAGGAGCUCGGAUGCGAUGUCCUCACCCAUCAGAAGUGGAGCGGCGCAAAUUACGUCGAUGGAAUCCUCCAGAGCAUUGCGAACUCCUCGGCUACUAGUGCCGUCGGGAAGGAUAGUACUGAACAUAAUUGUCACUUGCGGGGAUAG